Molecule: messenger RNA, 2394 nt
Organism: Meloidogyne enterolobii
Lineage: Eukaryota; Metazoa; Nematoda; Chromadorea; Rhabditida; Meloidogynidae
Source: the annotation of a GenBank genome assembly
AUGUCAAGAAAUCCAUCGUUAAUAUCAUCAUCAACAAAUUCACGUUCAUUAGAAUCCCUUUCACGUCAAUUACUUAAACGUCGUUAUUAUUAUCGUUCUUCAAUAAAUACAGAACAACAACUACCAAAAACCUCAACAGAUUCAGAACAAAAAAGAAAAGACGGUGGCCGUCAUCGUCGUCGCAAACAAAGCCAACCAAAACCUAGACCUCGUAUUAAUUCUUUAGAUUUGUUAGAAGAAGAUAAACAAAAAGAAUUAAAAAAUCAAAUAAAAAGUGAAAGUGAUAAAGAAGAUGAUGAAAUUUUGAAUUUAAAUAGAAGGCAAUCCUCAUCUUCUAAUCCCCAUCAACACCGUCAAAGACGUGCAUCACUUUGUGGUCUUCCCUCCUCAACUAUUGGACAUCGCUGUUUACUUUGUUCUAAAAAAUUUUCUUCUGCCGGAGGCUUAAAACAACACGGAAGUUCUGUCCAUCAUUCACCCAGUUCAUUACAACCUCAAAAACCUUUUCGUUGCAAUUACUGCCCCAGAGCCUAUACUCAACAUUCAAACCUUUGUAGACACAAAAAAAUACAUUCUGAACGUUUAACAACAGAAAUAUCAAUGAAGGCUUUUAAUUCUUCUUCCAAUUCUUCUUCAAAUGCUAAUUUAAAUUUAUUUAAACCUUUAUUGCAUUUGAACAAUAAUUUACAAUUAAUUCAACAGCAACAACAAAAUAUUGAAAUACAGGAGAAUAAUAAGUUAUUCAUUCCCUCGUCCACAACACCAACAAAUCCUUUAAUUAUUAUGAAUAGUCCGUUUUCCUUAAAUAAUUCUUUAUCUAAUCAAUUAUCAACAACACCAUUUUCUUCUCCUUCCUCUUCUUCAAAUUCUUCAUUAGCAUCUUCAUUAUUUCUUAAACAAAUUCAACAACAACAAUCAACUCCUUCAAAUAAUUUAUUUUUAACACCAAAAUCAACAACAACACAAAUAUUUCCUUCUCCAAAUUUUUGGCAAAAUAAUAAUCAAAAUAAUUCUUCUUCUUCUCUUUUUCCUUCAUCAAAUAAUUUUUGUUAUUUAUUACCAAGACAUCCAUCUACUACAUCAUUAACACAUUCUUCUUCUUUUUUGGCUAUGGCAGCUGCUGCUGCUAUGGCUAGAAAUUUAAAUUCAGUUAAUAAUCAUUCAUUUAAAUUAAACAAUGGAAUAAAUAUUGAAAAUGAAAAUUUGUUUUCGUCGUCUAAUCUUUUUAACAAUAACGACUCUAUUCGAAAAACUAAAUUGACAAAUUCUGAUGGGGAAAGUUCACCAGAUCCAAGCUCUACAACUGAAGAAUGUGGAUCUUCUGGCUUAUCUCAUUUGGAUAUCAUAAAUAAAUAUUCUAUUCUUUAUUUAAAUAGAGAACAUCGGCAAUCAUCAUCACCAAAUUCUUCUUUAAACACUUCUGGAAGAAAUAAAUUAAUUAUAUCCUCAUCAUCCCCACUUUCAGAUUUAUCAAUUUCAACAAUUCCUGAAGGACAACAAAAGAAGCAUGAAAAGGAAGAAAAAUAUGAAUUAGGGCAACAACAAGCAAUUAUAGAUCAACCAACAUUAGCUUCUUUAUAUUCUGCUAGUGCUUUUCUUGGAUUACUUCAAAGAGGGGGAGUUGGAGGAGGGGGAUGUAUUAAUAAUAUUCCUGUUACACAACAAUUUUCAGCAUUACCAAAUCAAUGGCAAUCUACAACAACAAAUAUUAAUGAUAAUACUUCUCCAUCUGUUAUUAAACUGGGACAAAAACAACAAAAAGAAACAAAGAACAAUAUAAAUGAAUUAUUAAAAAUUAAUCAAAAAAUAUCAAAAAGAAAAUUGGAAGGAAUUGGGAAAAUUACUCAAAGAAAAGGGAUUAGAAAAAGUAGAGAAGGCAAAAUUAAUGGAACAAGAAUUACUGGACAAACAAUUAAAGAACGUUAUCAAUGCAGAUUUUGUCAAAAAGUAUUUCCACGCUCAGCUAAUUUAACUAGACAUUUGAGAACACAUACUGGAGAACAACCAUAUAAGUGCCAACAUUGCGAACGUUCUUUCUCAAUAAGUUCAAAUUUACAACGUCAUGUACGUAAUAUACACAACAAAGAAAAACCUUUUCGAUGUUCACAUUGUGACCGUUGCUUUGGGCAACAAACAAAUUUGGACAGACAUUUAAAAAAUGCUAAAGGACAUCACGAACAAACUGAAAAAAUGCCCGCAGAUUCGACAACUAGUGGUGGACAAAUUUUAUUAAGCAGAAAAAAUUCUUUUUCUUCAAAUAAUUCUUCCACUCCACCAAUCAUUCAAUCGGCAAAAAAUAAUAAAAAAAUAAAAGGAAACAACAAUAGUAUGUUUAGCAGUAUUUCUAAUUUUUUCUCUUCCCAGACAGAAAUUAAUAAUAAUUCAAAUAAUUAA